AGGUAGCGGGCUGUGAGUGGCAGUGUUGAUAGUGGCGCCGGCCGGCUGGCUCUCCCUCCCUCAUGAGGCCUCACUCACCAACCACUCCUGCUGGACCCUCUUAGAGAUGACGAGGUCGAGCCCAUCUUGACUUACGGGGUUCUGAAGAAGUAUCACAGUGCGACCUUGACGCCUGUGGCAAGAAGCCGCGACACUUGACCAACGUCAGGAUUUGUGUGACCAAGUAUAUAGAGACUAUGGCACACCUAAGAUCAGUGACAAGGGCAUUGUCAUCUGCCCGUACUGCUGCCUGUUUAGGAUCUACUGUAAAUCCUUCGAGAAUCUCUUGCAUUAGGUCACCAAAAUUGGAUGCUAAAGAUGAUUUGUGUGCACAUUUUCGACACCUAGUAAUAUCUCCUGAUGAGGCCUCUUUGUCUGCAACUUUUAUGAUGUCAAUCAGCUUGCCUGUAGAAUACAGACUUCCAUCGGUGGUGAAGCCUGUGAACAUCACUUUUCCAUCAUUACACAGUGGAGUAUUAUUGGAGAAGGAUCUUCCACCUAUUCCAAAUAUUACAGAAAAAAUUGAUCCAAUUGCGAAGAGGCAAAUAAAAGAAGCACCACCAAACCAGGUGACUGAGAAGCAAGCUGCUCGGUUAAUUGUAAUUAGAAGGCAAAAAAUGAAGAAACACAAGCUGAGAAAGCUACGCAAGAAGAUGAAGUUUGUGUAUCUGAAGGCUAGGCAGAAGAGAGAAUACAAGAAGGAAAAACUUUUCCAGGCCACACAAAUGUCAUUAGUUCGUGAGUUUGAAGCCUUUGAUGCUGCCAAUUUUGUGGCAGAUAUACUACAAAAAACUAAGCAGAAUCCUUCCCCAAAGUUGUAACAGGGCAAGUGGCUACCUCAACCUAUUAUCAAGCAACUUAAGGAAGAAAUAUUAUCAAGCAAAUUAAGGAAAAAAAAAAGGACUGGAAAUGGGAGAUGACAUGGUGGUUAUUGCAGUAGUUACAAUGGUGCAAAUAGUAUGAUGAGGUGACUAAAUAUCACUAGUAUUUACCAUUUAUUUUAAGUAAAUACUGUAAAACAAAAUUUGUGCAGGGUUAUAUAAUUUUUUCUCUUACAUUUCAAUUGUAUAUUCUAUUGUUUAAAUAAAUAUUAUGUCAAUCUGAUUCUCA
This is a messenger RNA of Procambarus clarkii (red swamp crayfish), 1149 nucleotides long. RefSeq lists its product as uncharacterized. Gene Ontology annotation, cellular component: mitochondrion. Lineage: Eukaryota; Metazoa; Arthropoda; Malacostraca; Decapoda; Cambaridae. The record is from RefSeq and is a predicted model, not a curated record.